Molecule: messenger RNA, 1911 nt
Organism: Periophthalmus magnuspinnatus
Lineage: Eukaryota; Metazoa; Chordata; Actinopteri; Gobiiformes; Gobiidae
Product: bucky ball-like
Exons: 6
Coding region: 36-1622 (528 amino acids)
Source: RefSeq, a predicted model, not a curated record
CGUCUCCUGUAGAUGGCAGUAAAGCUUCACACUCAAUGGGCAGCGGGGGGCAGCAGAGGACACACCAGAGACCCUUCUUCUAUGUCCAGCCUCCAUCUCAGCCUUACUACAUGUACCAACACUGGCAAAUGAACAACCCCUACGGCCAAUAUGCUCUGCCAGGAGGUUUUAAUUUUGGUCGGCCCUGCCUUAACCCAUACCAGUACAUGCAGUAUCCAGGCUUUGUUUUCCCCCAUGCACCUCUUUACCCCAUGGACUACCGCCGUGUGUUUGAGCCCCGUUUCCCCUCUCCUCACUGGGAUAACUCUGCUCGAUACCAGCCUCCUCCACAACCUCCACAGCCACCAGGACAUCGAGAAACUGCCAGCUCUGAAGUGCAAACUGACCCAAGCGAUGCCAUCACCAAACUCAUAGAAUGUUUAGAUAAAAUGCAAGCUAGCAAUAGCCAAGGGACAGACCGGGAGCUAGAUUCAGGCAUAGCAUCGCACUCGUCCGCCAUGUUUUCACCUACAGAGGAGAAGAAGGCGCAACAACAAAGUCAUGAUUUAAACAAGAAUGAAAGUUGUUUGGAGACCCCAACUUCAACUUUUUCAACAACAGCUGUUUAUGACGGCGAUUCAAGCCACCGGAGUCUAGAAGUGUUGAGCCCACGAGAAUGUUGGGCAGGCGAUGUGGAGGAGGAACUGCCUCUUGAUAGCUCAUCUGUGCAAGAAGAAAGCAACGGCAAAGUGGAAGAACAAGUUGUGCCAAUCGAAAGUGCACAAGAGGUCGUGAGUAUUCAACCAGAUACUGCUGCGACUGAGCAAAAUGUCCCUACAUGCGAAGAGCUGCGAGAACCUAAACACAAUGAAGCUAAUCUGGAGGAAAAAAUUGUCCAAGAUCUCCAAGUUGAUCCAAGUUUCCAGAUCCUAAAAUUGCCGUUUGAAUUGGCCUCAGAAGCGAAAGGAAUGAACCGUCUGGCUCAAUCUCCAUAUUACUACAACUACCUGUCGAUGCAGUCCACACACGAGCGAAUGAGCGUUCUGAGCCCCUCUCUAGAUGAGCUAUCCUCCAGAGAUGAGAUGUUUUCUACAGACCUGGAGGAGGUGGAGCUGGUCCAGAGGCCGGUGUUGGCGGGGGGCAGGAGGCUGGCGGAGGUGGUAUGUGGAGGUGGAGACGAAGUAGAUGAGAUUUGGGCAUUUGGGUCGAAGCGGUUUGUGUGCGCUUGCUGCGGGAAGAGUCUGCCCAGAGGAGCAGCAAACAGGAGCAAAGUCCACUGCACCAAGAUGUACCUUGACGAGGGGGAGUCAGAGGAAGACGGCAGGUACAUGCGAGGAUGUGAGCAGCCCAUUCGAGUGGUGGUCCGAAAACACACAGUACCCAGGAAAAGCCAGCCCCUCCCCCCGAGACUCACAAAGUCCUGGUCCAGACGAGGACCAACCAGAGACCAGGCUGAACUGGACCAGAGCCAAGAGAGGAGAGACACCCAAGAGGAGGAGAGUACAGAGGGAAAGGAGCACCACCGGGUCAGCCAAGACCUGCCCCAGAGGAGGCUGGUGUACCACAGGCCCAGAGAUGACGAGGACGAGCCGCCGCCGCUGCACUGGGACCGAGGCUCUGCCAUGAGGGACCCUCCGUGUUGACGUUCUGAACAGAUGUGAAACUGAAACUGACCCCCAAAGGCUGUUUUGAAGAUGUGGUUAUAUUUGGAGCACGUGGUGAAGCGCACAGCACACAAGGAGAAUUUGGGUUUAAACAUAAAUAAAUCUAAAAUAUAGAUUUCUGCAGAGACACUGCCUGAGCACGAUUUACAUGGAAUCACAGAGAAGGAGAGAGCCAUGGGGCCAGUCAAUGAAACAUGUAUUUAAUAUUUGGUUUGUGUCUGAUUAUUCUUCCAUGUUUAUUAAAUAAACAGUAUUAUGGAGCUCUGGC